This is a messenger RNA of Musca vetustissima, 1140 nucleotides long. It is a transcript of the gene Iru, whose product is annotated as E3 ubiquitin-protein ligase Iruka. Bases 4 to 1140 code for a protein of 378 amino acids. NCBI's taxonomy places the organism in Eukaryota, Metazoa, Arthropoda, Insecta, Diptera, Muscidae. Gene Ontology annotation, cellular component: nucleoplasm; cytoplasm. Gene Ontology annotation, biological process: protein ubiquitination; ubiquitin-dependent protein catabolic process; positive regulation of DNA-templated transcription. Gene Ontology annotation, molecular function: ubiquitin protein ligase activity. The record is from RefSeq and is a predicted model, not a curated record. The transcript has a single exon.
GCUAUGGCCGAAGCUGUGGUAGAAGAAAGACCACCGGUACAACCUCGUUUCUAUUGUCAUAAAUGUGACGAGGAAAUCAAUAUUUCCAACACCGAUUACACAUGUCCCAUAUGUUCGGGAGGCUUUGUUGAAGAACUACCACCAGCUGCUGCAAAUGCUGCACCCUCCAAUGCCGGCGGCGGCGGUGGUGGUAGCGGCAGUAGUGGAAGUAACAAUGCUGGCUUUAACAAUGACGAACUGCAGUUAGAGGCGUUACGAGGACAAAUUGCCAAUUUAUUGGCCUCACGUAAUGGACCCAACUUGGAAAUUAACAUCAAUCCUGGAGCCUUGUCAAGACCACCUAGGGGAAUUGUAUCGCUGGGACCCUCGGUGACAACUGGUGGUGGCCGUGUACGUCCCCAAAGUUUGGGUCUGGAUAAUGUUUUGCUUGAUUUCCUGCAAUCGAUAUCGGUGGGUGGUGGCGGUGGUGGUGCUGACGGUGAAAUGAAUCCCUUCGAUAAUUCACAAUUUUUAUUUAUGGGAAAUUUGGGUGAUUAUGCUUGGGGUCGUGAAGGUUUAGAUACCAUAGUUACCCAGCUAUUAAAUCAAAUGGAAACAUCAGGUCCGCCACCAUUGGCCAAGGAUAAAAUCGAUGAAAUACCCAAAGUUGAAAUAACCCCAGAGGAGAUUGAACGGAAACUGCAAUGUUCGGUGUGUUGGGAAGAUUUCAAAAUACAAGAAAUGGUACGAAAGCUACCCUGUUCACAUGUCUAUCAUGAGGAAUGUAUUGUGCCAUGGUUGAAAUUGCAUGGUACAUGUCCUAUUUGCCGCAAAUCAUUGAACGGGGAGGAAGAAGAAGAUAAUGAUGUCCAUAUGGAUGUUGUUGAGGAUCAGCACCAGAGUACAUCGGCGUCAUCAACAGCAACAUCUACUGCUGCGGGAAAUUCUUCAACAUGUCCCAUACAUCAGCAGCAAAGUGGUACGGCGUCAUCGUCUCAUCAAUAUCGUAAUCAUCAGGAUGGUCAACCAGGUACCAGCAGCAGCAGCAAUAGUGCCAGCAGUGCUUCUAGUCAACAACAGCAGCAACAACAACAACGUUCAAAUCCUACUUCCGACAAUAUAUUUGGCUUUGAAAGAAUGGAUAGUGUUGAUUUGGAUUAA